CGAAAACAACGAGUAACCGUCACUUCCGUUCAAAAAUUCGAAUGCCAAACAUAAACAAACAACGAAGAGAAAUGCUGCCGAUCAAAAGUGACAGUUUCAGCUUCAGACGCAACACGUCGGCGAAUUCAUCGAGUUCCAGCACUAGAAGUGCGGGCAUGGAGAAUUGCCGGAAGAAUUUACAGGACAAGUUCGACGGCGACGAUUCGAAAUCGAACGAUAGGAGCGUGUUGUCGGCCCUAUCGUUCAACGUGAACACCAGAAAGGUGCUCAGGAAUGGGGCGGAGAGGAUAUCGAAGACAUUCAACACGGUUCGCACCACUUUCGGAUCAAUUUCGCAGAAAUUCAAAAUUUCGACGAAGCGAAGGGAAAUCCUGGAAGAAGGACCGAUGACUCCGAAUUGCGCCACACCGGACACGUUAGCGAGGCAGAUAUUGGGCAGGACUCCAGUGAAAUUAUACAGCCCUUUUGGCUUUGACAGCCCUUACAACAGCACCACUUAUGACAAAGAGAACCAGCCAUUAAAUACAACCCCCAUGAAAUAUCGCAGAUAAAACAUUACUGUAUAAGUUUAUUACAGUAUUUAUUGUAUUGUUCACCCAUGAAAUUUUGUAGCUUGAUUUUAACAAGCUAUUUGUAAUAUUUAUUAAUUUUAUUAUCAUGCGUUUCGCCCACAUUCCUAUUUAUUUACCAUUAUUUCCCAUCACAUUUUUUUGUUGAGACUGAUUUAUUGUCUAUUAAUUCAAUAUUAUAUAAUUAUUUGAUAUUUAAA
Aethina tumida (small hive beetle) is the source of this 769-nucleotide messenger RNA. RefSeq lists its product as uncharacterized. The transcript is spliced from 2 exons. Lineage: Eukaryota; Metazoa; Arthropoda; Insecta; Coleoptera; Nitidulidae. The record is from RefSeq and is a predicted model, not a curated record. The coding region runs from base 42 to 551 and encodes 169 amino acids.